AUGGCCUUCACCCACUCAUGUGACCCGCACGUAAACAUGGCGGAUGUGGAAGUAGCAAAAUCUUUGAGCGGUUUGCUGAAUGGAAUAGCUCAGAUGGUGUAUUAUAAUAAAAGCGAAAUUACGGAGGAGUUGCUGAAAAAUGAGCUGUAUCCGGAAAUGCCGCCGGAGGAAUUCAAAGUUUUGUUCGAAAAAAUGAAAGGGCUCAUAAAGUCCAUUGCCACGGCAGACAUGGACCACGCCCAGCUGGAGGCCUUUCUCACAGCUCAGACCAAGAGGCACGGUGGCAGCUGGCUGAGUGCUGAGCAGGCCGCCGCUCUCUCUCGCUUCUGGAAGAGCCAGCGAGUACGGGUGAGGGAGAGCCUGUUGGCUCAGCAUCGCUGGGAGCCCACCCUCAGGGGCCUCUCCUGGAGAGUGGACCUCCAAACUGGUGACAGUCAUGGGAACGCUGAGCACAGAGGGCCAGUCGCUCUGAUGGAGCUGGAGCUUGGCAGAGCUGGACAGGACUCUGAGUUUUUGUGUCUGGAGUUUGAUGAGACCAAGGUGAACCAGGUGCUAAAGAAGAUGGCUGACAUCCAGGAGAGCAUAGACAGAAUAGUUCACCGUACAUAAAAUCCCAGAAAGUUACUGGACCUUUGAGCAAGUCCAGCUGUAUUUUCUGGUUUUUACACCAGCCAGGGAGAAAUGAUUGUCUUCAUUGGAAGAUUACUUGUAAGUAGCGCCACAAUAGAGCAAUGGCUCCAGCUUCAUGUAAACUGUGCUGCUGCGGUUCCUCAAUCGCUAUUUUGAUAUUGCCAGAAAUGCAUCUGCUUUGAAUUUGUUAACCGGCUUGAUACAUUGUAAUAUUGAAAAUAGCAAAUGCAACACUCAACAUAAUAUCAUGUAACUUAGAUGUUUUCUGUCUGAAUGCAAGUAACUUUUUUUAAAUAAAAAUGUAAUUGUCCAGUUA
This is a messenger RNA of Gambusia affinis (western mosquitofish), 946 nucleotides long. It is a transcript of the gene commd1, whose product is annotated as copper metabolism (Murr1) domain containing 1. The record is from RefSeq and is a predicted model, not a curated record. Bases 1 to 609 code for a protein of 202 amino acids. Gene Ontology annotation, cellular component: endosome. Gene Ontology annotation, biological process: regulation of proteasomal ubiquitin-dependent protein catabolic process; positive regulation of protein ubiquitination; copper ion homeostasis. Lineage: Eukaryota; Metazoa; Chordata; Actinopteri; Cyprinodontiformes; Poeciliidae. The transcript is spliced from 3 exons.